AUGUUUCCAGUUGGAAGCAGCUUGAGGCCUACCACACCUUUGUUUUCAGUGUUGGUUUGCCAUGCCACUCGGCCAUCCGUGUCGGUAAACAAGGUUGCUGUCUGUCCCGAAUGUGAGAGUGGCGUUUUCGCCAACCCGGUUUCCCCGGUUGACCUCCCAAACCCAAGCAAGGGUGGUUUUAAGUACUUGAAGAAAUUCCCAUUUGCAGAGCAAGAGGGGCCUUCUGAAACCAAGGCUCACUCCAAAAGCUCAUACAAGAGGAUAUUGAUUGGCACUACUUUUGCCGGUGCUCUAGUACUAGUAAUGGUGCUCUGCAUCGGGUUCCAUCUACAACGAAGAAAAAAGUUUGUACUUUCAGCUGGCGAUGGCAGGACAAACAGUCCGAACGAAUUGCUCAACUUCAUGAUAUAUAAUAGACCUACUGAUGAUUUUGAUGGGCUUCAAAAUGAUCAUGGAAACAUGGGACGUCAUGCUUUAAGCAUAUUUAGCUUUGCAUCUGUCCUGGCUGCCACCUGUAACUUCUCUGAAGAUAACAAGCUUGGUGAAAGGGGCUUUGGACCUGAUUAUAAGGAGAUUCAGGCAUGGGAGUUGUGGAAUGAAGGUGGAGGGCUUGAAUUAAUGGAUCCAAAUCUAGGAGAUUCAUGUAUUAAAGAUCAAUUCUUAAGAUGCAUGCUUGUUGCUCUCCUUUGCGUGGAAGAGAAUGCAGCCGAUAGACCAACUAUGUCAGAUGUCAUAUCUAUGCUGACAAGUGAAAGCAUGGAGUUAGCUAUGCCAACAAAGCCAGCAUUUUACACAGAAAGAAACGUGGCCACUGCUGCUAUAGCUAGAUAG
Molecule: messenger RNA, 831 nt
Organism: Prunus armeniaca (apricot)
Lineage: Eukaryota; Viridiplantae; Streptophyta; Magnoliopsida; Rosales; Rosaceae
Source: the annotation of a GenBank genome assembly